Haliotis rufescens (red abalone) is the source of this 611-nucleotide messenger RNA. Its product is annotated as von Willebrand factor C domain-containing protein 2-like. Gene Ontology annotation, biological process: negative regulation of BMP signaling pathway. The transcript has 2 exons. Gene Ontology annotation, molecular function: protein binding. The coding region runs from base 78 to 542 and encodes 154 amino acids. The record is from RefSeq and is a predicted model, not a curated record. Lineage: Eukaryota; Metazoa; Mollusca; Gastropoda; Lepetellida; Haliotidae. Gene Ontology annotation, cellular component: AMPA glutamate receptor complex.
CUGAUAAGAAGAUAUUUGAGACUCCCGUACAAUCCGAGUAGAAGAAGACACAAUCUCUGCAGACUGACAAAAGUAAUAUGGUAUUUGGGUCAUACGUUUGUGUUCUUCUUUUGGGACUAUUCCCUUUUGUAAUAGAGGGCGCAGUGAUCGGCCAUGAGAAUGGUGUUGACGAGGUUUCCGAAGAUGUAGCGGGCUGUGUAUACAAAGGUAACACGUACAAGAUUGGGGAACACAUGAAUACCAGCCCAUGUUCCCCCUGCACGUGCACUGACGGCGGGAGGAGGAUGUGCAUGGCUAUUGACUGUGCGCCUCCCAUGUGCGUCAACCCUGUGCGGAAACCUAGCCAGUGCUGCCAGACCUGCCCAGAUGGAAACAACUGUAAAUAUAAGGACGUAAUCAUCAAAGCCGGGGAGAAGUACCAGCCGGACCCCAACACUGUGUGCAGCUGUUCUACUGACUUCUCGUACCUGUUCGGCCCGCAUGGACACGAAGCUCUGUGUUUGCAUAGGGCUACUGACGUCAAGGCCGUCAACGUGGUGUAGCUACUUUUAUCUGACUGCCCCAGACGCGAACCCCACCGAUUCUUGAAAAAAAGUUUUAUUUGAGUCAAA